Molecule: messenger RNA, 1500 nt
Organism: Radiomyces spectabilis
Lineage: Eukaryota; Fungi; Mucoromycota; Mucoromycetes; Mucorales; Radiomycetaceae
Exons: 1
Coding region: 464-1267 (267 amino acids)
Molecular function (GO): protein binding
Source: RefSeq, a predicted model, not a curated record
CUUUUUCAAAAACGGAUUCGGAAUCCCCAUUUCUAUGAUAACGACACAGGAGAAGAUUGAGCUUUUUCCUUCUUUUACCUUGUCGUCCCCCAUUUAUUAAAUAACAUGUAUGCACAGAAUGAAUAUUGAUGCUAUGCGUUGGAUCCCUAGAAAAGACUGAAAAAUGGGCAAGUUGAAAGGUGGUAAUGAUGAAAGCGAGCGACAUGGAGCAAGGGCGAACAAGCGAUAGCUGAGGUUCAAUUUGGACGGUCUGUAUCCCUCACUCGGGUUCGACUUUUUAGAGUUUGCAGAGACAAAAGUGAUGCGACCCCAAUUUGACUUUUUAUUUUUUUUCUCACUUUCACUUUUUCACUUUUUCACACUCUCGGUACUUUUCUUUUUUCUUUUGUUGCUUCCAAGGGUUUUUUUUGACUCGUGCAUCAUUUGAAGAACCCCUUAUUUUCUCGACUUGACUACCUUUUGGAUGACGCUCACCAACCUGCCGGACUCGAUCCUGAUCAGAUUGAUUGGACUUCUUUCAUUCAAAGAUAUACUGACGCUCGGACAGGUUGACCCAGCUCUUCGGACCUUUGUUUUCGGGCACCCAGAGAUCUGGUCGAGUGAGGUCCUUUUCCCUCCCGGGGAUAAGUCGAUUACUGAUACCUUUAUCAAGCGCACGGUGCCGCAGAUUACUCGACACUACGGAAUCCAGGAACUGCGGAUGGUGGACUUGCCGCUCACUUGGCAAGGCUAUUUCUGGAUCUUUGAUCAGUUUGCACAUUCGGUCGACACGAUCCAGAUCCGCGCCCCCGUCAAAGUAUUGUCAGAACUCACCUUCCAUCUUUGUAUUUUCGCCGGGAACCUGGCCAUGCUGCAACACACCAAUCGUAUUCCCAUCACCUUCCGACAAUACGCCGUGGACCCCACGGAACAUACCCAGGCCCUGGAAGCCACUAAUUAUUUAGGUCAUCAAUCACUCCAUAAACUGCAGACUUCGCUACCUUUGCUCACUCUGGACGAUCCGCCCUUUGAACGUCUGAGCAGAUUCGAUCUCACAAGCAUCGACGAUACCGACAAUUAUGGCUCUUCCACCAUUCAAAACGUAUAUUCACUUGCUUCAUUUCUUGCAGGGCAGUCAUUAACUUCUCCUCAUGUCCUUUGGCCGCGUAAACGCAUGCGCGAAGACAAUGCGCCGCUAUCACCUGUGGCCAAGCAUCUGCAUCUCGAUGAGUCUGCAAGUCCACUUCACUCUUAUCGUUCCUAUGAAACGCCCGCUUCUUCAUCGUGAUGGCAAACAACCACCGAUGUAGCAUAAUGAUGACCCCAAGAGAACCAAAAGAAAAAAGAAGAAGGAACAAAAAAAUAAAAUACUAAAAAAUGUAAAAAGGCCUGGAUAAGACCAGUCUCAUUUGGGAAUUUGAUGAGAAUUUUACCAAUUUACCAUUUUAACAAGUCGUACACCCGCUGUGCAAUGGAUGCCACCUGCUACUGGAGGUCACUCCCUUACAUUGAUUGACAUUC